AACGCACCAAUGAGCUCGCAGACGACCUAACCUCUCGUCGAGCUUUGCGUGAACUUGCACAAAUACGAGCGUUGGAGCGAUGAGAAUCUGAAUACGAGGUUAUAUUCGAUAAUCAAGAGAGAGAAUCCCGGCCCGUCAGUUAACACGCAUCGUCAACAUCGUGAUCGUUGCCGAACAAGAGCAGGACAAACGAAAGGAACAAUGGGCGUGCCGACUGGCAGAAACGUCGAGGCGAUGGACGUGGACCCCGUGAAUCCCGCAAACGCACCAGACGCCCAGAGCGGCGACGGUGACGGCGCGGGCGAGCGCAAGGACACCGACGUGCAGACCCUGUACGACAUUCGCGAGCACACCCGGCAGAUCGAGAAGGCCGUCCAGAACAAGGAACCGCGCUUCGUGUUGCGCGCUCUACGCGCCCUACCCAACACCCGUCGUCGUCUUAAUCCGGUCGUGUUGCGCGGCCUCGUCACGGGCUUCUACACCAGAUCCGCCGCCGAGCGCGACGCCCUGCUCGGCUGGGUGGAGGAGCCGAUGGACGUCGACGACAAUCAGACCGUCGUUCAAAAGUUCCGCAGCUCCUCGUCGUCGCUACUGCCCGAGAUCGACGCUUACAUUCACCUGUUGGUGUUGAUCCGGCUCAUCGACACUAGGAAGUACAACGAAGCGGUACAGUGCUCCGAGCUGCUGGUUCAGAAGAUCGCAGCCCAGAAUCGCAGAACCAUAGAUCUCAUCGCGGCCAAGUGCUACUUCUAUCACUCCCGCGCGUACGAGCUGACGAAUCAGCUGGACAAGAUACGCGGUUUUCUGCAUCUUCGUCUGCGCACCGCGACUCUGCGUAACGAUUUCGAGGGUCAGGCAGUUCUGAUUAAUUGCCUGCUACGUAACUAUUUGCACUAUAAUCUCUACGAUCAAGCGGACAAGCUGGUGCUGAAAUCGACCUUUCCCGAAUCGGCCAGCAACAACGAAUGGGCCAGAUUUCUUUACUAUCUCGGUAGGAUAAAGGCCGCCAGAUUAGAGUACUCGGCCGCGCACAAGUAUCUCGUGCAAGCGAUGCGCAAGGCGCCGCAGACUACAGCUGUCGGAUUCAGACAAACGGUUCAGAAACUGGCGGUCGCUGUGGAGCUUCUUCUAGGCGACAUUCCGGAGAGACAGAUAUUCCGACAGGCCGCUCUACGAAGAGCCCUAGGUCCGUAUUUUCAGUUGACGCAGGCUGUACGUCUGGGCAAUCUACAGCGGUUCGGUGAAGUAUUGGAGAACUUUGGGCCGCAGUUUCGCGCGGAUCAUACCUUCACGCUGAUCUUGCGGUUGCGGCACAACGUCAUCAAAACCGCGAUCCGCUCCAUCGGACUCUCCUACUCGCGCAUCUCGCCAACCGACAUAGCCCGCAAAUUGGGAUUGGAUUCUAGCGUAGACGCGGAAUUCAUCGUCGCGAAAGCGAUUCGCGAUGGAGUCAUCGAGGCUACCCUGGAUCCAGAAAAUGGCUACAUGCGUAGUAAGGAGACUACAGAUAUUUACUGCACUAAGGAACCGCUGCUGGCCUUCCAUCAGAGAAUCACUUUCUGUCUGGAUCUGCACAAUCAGAGCGUCAAGGCGAUGCGUUACCCGCCUAAGUCAUACGGGAAGGACUUGGAGUCCGCCGAAGAACGUAGCUUGGAACUGGCCAAAGAAAUGGCCGAGGAGGACGAUGACGGUUUUCCUUGAAUUCACGACGUUUGGAGAUAAUACGAGAAAUUAGAUAACAUCUAGACCGAGCAAUGAGGACUAAGACAUCGCUGUAAUGUUUAUAUAAUGCUUGCAUUCAUGACCUCGCCUUCAUGGAUGUUAGUGCUGAUAUAAUGACUUUCAAGAAAUAAAAUAUAAGUUAUAUAUAUACGAUAAAAGUCUAAGUACAGUAUAUGAAAUAAAAAAGAUAAACAAUAUUACAAUUGAAUUAAUAAA
This is a messenger RNA of Formica exsecta, 1938 nucleotides long. It is a transcript of the gene Rpn3, whose product is annotated as probable 26S proteasome non-ATPase regulatory subunit 3. The record is from RefSeq and is a predicted model, not a curated record. NCBI's taxonomy places the organism in Eukaryota, Metazoa, Arthropoda, Insecta, Hymenoptera, Formicidae. Gene Ontology annotation, molecular function: enzyme regulator activity. Gene Ontology annotation, biological process: ubiquitin-dependent protein catabolic process; regulation of protein catabolic process. Gene Ontology annotation, cellular component: proteasome regulatory particle, lid subcomplex; proteasome complex.